Molecule: messenger RNA, 1247 nt
Organism: Ornithodoros turicata
Lineage: Eukaryota; Metazoa; Arthropoda; Arachnida; Ixodida; Argasidae
Exons: 3
Coding region: 119-700 (193 amino acids)
Source: RefSeq, a predicted model, not a curated record
GUUGUGCGACCUCGGCGUACGCAAUGCGACUCGGGUAAGGAUUACAGAUGCGAGGAAGGUGCUCCAAGAAGUGAGACUGCAGUCGUCCAGCGUUCCUGGGGGACCUUAGGUGGGCACCAUGAAGGCUGUGUUUGUCCUUCUAGCCCUGGCCGUAGCCCUUGCUGCCGUCCAUGCCGGCUACUACGGCGGACACUACGGCGGCUACUAUAGUUACUACCCGACCUACUAUCACGGACACCACUAUCGCCCUCACUACUACAGCAGCUAUUUUCCGUAUUUCCGUAAGCCCUGCAACGGUCACUACCACAGGAAGGAGGAACAUGACGAAAGACGCAAGGAGACUUUGGCCAAGUGCAAGGAAGAGGAAAGACAACGGUACAUGGAAGAAGAGAAAAGACGCCAAGAGCUAGAAGAGCAGCGUGAGAAGGAGAGGCAAGCGGAGGAGGAAGCGAGGAAGAAAAAGGACGAAGAGGACAAGAAGGAUGGAAAGGAUAAGCAUCACUACUAUCCGAGGUCUUACUACCCGUACAAGUACGGAUACUACCACUGGCCAAGUUACUACUAUUCCCCAUGGACCUACAAGUACAGGAGUUACCGACCACGGUACAGAAGUUACGGCUAUUAUAGACCCAGCUAUAGAAGUUACGGAUACUACAGACCGAGCUACAAGUACGGGAGUUACGGCGGAUGGUGGGGGUAGUAUCAUGGACGUGAGUUGUCACCACGCACGGCGUACGUAAUAUCGCAGCCUAUCAACAAGGAUGUCUACGGCACAAUCGGCCUUGGAUGUCUACGCAAGCUUUAUCACGAUAAUUCGUAGCCAUGUCAAUACAAGGCAAAAAGGUCUUGCUGUUUCCUGUUUGUCCAGCAGUCAUUACUGGUCAUACUACAGGAACAUAUUAUUCCAGCCAUGCUCACCUGUGUCUAUGAUAAAGAUUAGCGAUGCUUAUCAGCCAUUAAUGAGCUUUUCUCAGCUUUCUCGUCCACGCCGAUGCAGCGGCUCUGUACUUCUUUCUUUUGACCCUACGGGAUGUUGUUGGGAGCUGCCCAGCGACGUGCACACAAACAGGAAUGCUUUUCCUGUUACAGAGAAGGCUGCAAAGAAAAGGUCAAGCCAGGUAUACUGGUAACACGCUCACUUAUUUUGAUAGCCUUCGACGACCAAAUAAACGACGAUGCCAAGCAUUUGCUGUGAUGUUAGCAGCGAUAAACUUGCUGUGAACUUUCAAUAAACAUCUUAUCCAAGG